Molecule: messenger RNA, 1169 nt
Organism: Hordeum vulgare subsp. vulgare (domesticated barley)
Lineage: Eukaryota; Viridiplantae; Streptophyta; Magnoliopsida; Poales; Poaceae
Exons: 2
Coding region: 54-749 (231 amino acids)
Source: RefSeq, a predicted model, not a curated record
GGCAUCACUUGUUCGCAGUGCAUCUCAAUCUGCCACUACGCUCUACUUCGGCGAUGAGGCCGCCGGACAUGUAUGACCCUGGCGGCAGCUCUUCGUCGUCCCGGCCGCAUGGCAAGCAUGAGCUGCAGCCGGAGGUGGUUCUCUAUACUUCGUCGGCCUCAGUGUUGCGCCGGAGAGGACGCACCUCCGCCGACCGCUACGCCUUGCGCGCCCUGCUGCGGGGGUACGGCCUGACCAUGGACGAGCGCGACGUGUCAACGAGCAAGGCGCACCGCAGCGAGCUCAAGUCGUUGCUCGCGGCUCGGGGCUGCGCCUUCUCCCUCCCGCAGCUCCUCGUCGGCGGCCGGUUCGUAGGCGGCCCUGACGAUGUUAGGCAGCUGCACCAGGCCGGCGGGCUGCGGCACCUCCUCGACGCCGCCCCAAGGCCGUGCCGCGCCUUCGUGUGCCAAGCCUGUAAGAGGGUCGGCUCCGAGCCCUGCCCAGAGUGCAGCGAAUCCCGGAACAAGAUGCUGGAUCGUGGCAUUGUUGAGGAGGAGGAGGAGAAGGAGAGGGCCGUCCUUUUUUAUCCAACCCAAGUGACCAAUGCCAACCGCGGGUGCUUGGCUCGUGGGCGCAUGCCUGGCCAUCUCCUGCUUUCUGCUUGGUUGCUGCCCAACCGCCAUGUCGGCCUUGCUGACGGGCGCCGUAGUCCCUAUGCCGGCGUGCGCAUUCCCCUCCGGCGAGGCCAACUAGUGGCACCACCUCACUAGUCGUCGGCUUCAGCAUACCAUCCAUCUGCUGGCAAGCCUUGGAGGCUUGGAGCUUCAUGGUUUGAUUGGCGUGUGUGGCAGCGUGUUCGCUCGUCCUGGCAGCUGUACAUCUGCGUGUGCGAGCCAUGGAGUACAUGUCUCGAGACCUCAAAGCUAGGCUAUUAUCUGAGUAUGAACCAUGUGUUGAGACCGCACUUCAACAAAACUAGGUAUGUUUGCUAUAUUUAAGUCAUAUAGUGUAUUUGUAAGGACUUUAAUGAAUAUAACUAAAAUUUGAAACACAAAUACAUAAAAAUGUCGGGAGCGAUAGGUUGAAAUCACAUUUGUGCACCCACAAAAAAAUUACGUUUGUGUUCUUGAGUCUAUUUGUAGCUCUUAUACAAGAAAAGAAGAGGAAUUCCAAAUAUCAUGGUCACGAGA